Corylus avellana is the source of this 867-nucleotide messenger RNA. Its product is annotated as RING/U-box superfamily protein. Lineage: Eukaryota; Viridiplantae; Streptophyta; Magnoliopsida; Fagales; Betulaceae. The record is from RefSeq and is a predicted model, not a curated record.
CUGUUCAACCAUUCCUGUCGGCUUGAAUACAUCCAUCUAUACAACUAUACCCACAACUGUUUAAUCUCUGAACUGUCACUCAACUAAAAAUCUAACAUCCCUCAAAAGCAGCCAGCUAUUACUGUUCCUGCUGCCCUCAACAAUGCGACAGUCACCGCUGCCGCCGUUAGAUCAGCCGUGGUCUUCCACCUCCGCCAGCCCCUGACCACCGCCGAUAACCUUAACCCACAUACUCAUUUGCUCGCUCGCAAUGUCAUCGUCUCCGCAGUACCCUCAGGCAUUCGAAUGGCACUUCACCGCUUUAGAUGACCACAACUUCGAGAUCCAAGGCCGCACGCUCUUCCUCGUCGUGGUCCUCUUUUCCGUCAUCCUCCUCCUCACCCUCCUUUUCCUUUACGCGCGCUGGGUCUGCCGCUACCGACACUACAUCUCCCACGCGCAGCCGUCGCCUCCGCCGCCGCAUCGGUCUCGUGGGCUCGACCCCUCGACAAUCAAGAGGUUGCCCAUAACCUUACACCGGCCAUCGGAAGCUCCGAACUCGGGGGGACAGGCGGAGUGUUGUAUAUGCCUCGGCGUGUUCGAAGAUGGGGACAAGGUCAAGGUUUUGCCGCUGUGUCGGCAUUAUUACCAUUCCGAGUGCGUUGAUAGGUGGCUGAGUGGUCACUCGAGUUGCCCGUUGUGUAGAGCCUCUGUCCUGGUUGACACUCCGGUUGGCUUGGCCAUUCCGCAGAUUGUUGUGGAAUGAACCUCCAAAACUAGCUCUCUUGGUGGGUUAAUUGUUUUGUGUAAUUAUAUAUUUUAAGCCAAUUAAAGGUUUGUCAAGCAUUAGUGUGCUAUUGUUAAUUAUAUUUGGCACUAUUAACUUCU